AGAAGAGAACUUGGGAAGAGAAAGGCAGAGAUUUAGCCAGGGGACCUUCUACUGGGUGGCCACCAUCUCUUAAUUACCCAGACGAAAGAGGAAGUUACUUGCAAUGUGAUAGAAGCUCCUACAGUUGACAGAUCAGGAAAGUGAGUUAUCUAUUGUGAGCUGAAGUGGCCUGCCCAAGUUCGGACAGGACCAUUCGCAUCCCACGUGAACGUCCAGAGAACAUUCCAUAGAACCUUGACUUUCUCAUCCAUCUCGGCUCUAUCACAGAUCUGCUUUGUUUUCCAACCAUAGUACCAUUGCCAGUCCCACAGGAUCCAUUGUCACCAAGAGCUACAGCUUUUAAUAAUAUUUAUCUACUGAGGAGGUCAUUGAGGUAUGGAGUCCGUAUCAAUCCCUGUGCUGAUUGAUGGGCUUGUUGAUUGUAUUGCCCAGCUAAUAAGGAUCGCUGAAGAGCUUUUACAGCUGAUUGCACGAGAGCAAAUGCCUUGUGCAGAGCAAAAUGGUGCAGCACAAGUGAUGGGAGAAGCUGCGUCUUCUCCUCAAGAAGAAGAUACGCUGCCAGAGCUCGCUGAGCUCUCAGAUUUAGAAUCAAUACUUACACCAAGAGAUGAUGAAGACCUAAUCCUUGACAUAGAUCAAGCAAUGUUAGACAUAGAAGACUUAUAUGAAGAUGUUCUCUCUGGCCUAAAUGAUGACUUAAGAAGUGGAUAAGACCACAUGCCCCCACCGGCACGUGAGAACAGAUAGUUUUUCUGUUUUAAAGAUAUUCUGAUUUUUCUGAGUGUUAGCAAUGAGUUUUCUCCUAGUUCCGUACAUUUUCAUUAUUAAUACCUUAUAGAACAAGUAAUAUUAGAUUUACUGCCAGUAGAAGCUGGUCUCUUUUCCUCUUUAUAUUCCUUUUAAAAGCUCUGACUUGAGCCUUAUGAUUCCUUCCCUGCUUGCACUUGUUCACCUGUUAGAAUUCCUAAGAACAGAAGCAAACAAUAGCAUAACAAGAAAUUUCUCACUUAACAAUGGAGUGAAGACCUCAUGGAUAGAUCACAUUUUGGAACCCAAUUUCACUGUGCUAUGAAUGGAAACCAAAAAAGGAAUAGCCCCCAUGAUGGUAUUAUAGUGAAUACAUCACACAGACAGAACAACAUUGGGACACUUUUACUGGAAAAGAUAUAACUACUUACUAGGCCUUGAGGAGAGGAUGUGUCAACUAAAGGGUGCAAUUUUGAAAAAGCUGAUAAACUGUAGAAAAGUUUUCGGAUAACUUUUGUCAGGGAGAAACCUUUGAAAAAGCUGAGGCCAAGAGGUUCCGAUGCACGACUGUUCCCUCAAAUGCACACUACGAUGAGUCUUCCAUAUGGUUUCCCAAAUGGAAAGGGCAAAUUAUACCAGAUAACAAAGAGAGUAGUACUAUCACCGGAAGGCCUAAACAAAGCCCUACAAGGGCUGUUCACCAAUGGAGAGUCAAAUGCUUUAUGGCAUAGGCUCAGAGAUGAUGGUCCACAAAUGGAAGGGGAUAAAGUAUAUCUUCUUUAGUAUAGUUAGAUUUAUAAAGAAUAGUUGAUAGGCUUAUUAUAGUUAACCUGCUGCACCCUUGACACAGAAAUCUUAACUAUUACGAUAUGGGAGCAAUAAUUAACUUAAAUAAAAUAUGGACUGGUAUUUAGCCACAAUAAUUCUAGAAAUAUCAGAAGGGUAAAAUGGAGUAGUUGGAGGACUGCCCCCCCAUAUCAAAACAGAAAGAGACCCAAUAAAUUUAUGGGGAAUUCAUUGGUCAUACUAAUUCCCAUGCCAUUCAGUAGUCUCAUUUCCAUUUGGAAAAACAGCUACCCUUCAUACAAGCGCAUGGACACUGUGGUCCUCCUUCCUAGGGAAUGGCCUUUGCAUCUCUUAACACGGCCAACAACUCGGCAAAGACAUAAAAGUGUCGCUAGGACAAAUUGACAUAUGCAAAUUGUGAAGAAAUGACAUAUAGAAGCUCAUCCAUGUGGAUGGAAACCAGACUAUACCAAUUCAUAUAGAGUAGUAAAGCAUAUUAUUGUCAAAAAGAUUAAAAUACAGAUGCUGCAUCUAAUCCUAAGCGAGGUCUACAUACAUAGACAAUUAGCUGCUUUUAAAGGCAAAUGGAGGGUGGAAAUUAUAGACUACACAGCCAGGUCUUGUUUGGAUGAGCAGUAGCAGGAGGGACAUAAAUCAGUUUGCCACAGAAUUUCAGGAUAAGUACAUGUAACAAAUUGAAGAAAAAGACUGCUGUAUCAAAAAAAAAAAAAAAAAGCUACCAAAGACCCUUUUGAAAA
Molecule: messenger RNA, 2291 nt
Organism: Panthera uncia (snow leopard)
Lineage: Eukaryota; Metazoa; Chordata; Mammalia; Carnivora; Felidae
Gene: TRPC5OS
Product: TRPC5 opposite strand
Exons: 4
Coding region: 376-711 (111 amino acids)
Source: RefSeq, a predicted model, not a curated record